GCGAAGCCCUCCUCCGCGCGCAUCAGCUCCCGCGUCCCCAGCCCCGUGCGGAGGGUGCAGCUCCGGGGUCGUGGCCGGGGGCGAAGAGGCCAGGGAGGGGAGGCCCCGGUCGAAGGCGUAGGCAGUACUGGAGCCCUGGGUUGCCACAGCGUCGCAGCUGGGAAACUGGAGGCGAGGCGGGUACCGGCGGGGCGGGACGGGGCGGGGCCGGGAACGAGCAUCUCCAUCCUCAGUUUCCUCGGCUUGCCGCAGCGCCACUGCUUGGAAUCCGGACCUCCACGCGGCCGGGAAAGGCUCCUAUCCCCCGGGCACUGCCGCUAACCCGGUGCAGAGCACUUGGCGACGUCUCGCUGCCCGUCUCACGUUUCUCGGCUCAUCGCUGCUCUGGGCACCAGCUGCCUCUUGGCAGGCGCUGCUGUCACACGGUGGACUGUUCUGGCCUUACUGAGCUGCCGUUUGGGGACAUCAGAUUCAGGUCGUAUGGGGAGAAAGGAGUGUAAUUUUGCAAAGUGUGAUAUGGAGACCCUGGCCCGUUGCCCAUUUCUGCCUGAUGUAAGGCCAACUAGGGUGGUGAUAAGAAGGGUUCCGAGGCAGGAUUUGUGCAACAUUUAUGUAAAAUUGUAAAUUUUCUUUGCUUUCCAUUAUCUACGGAAAAGGGGGAUUGUGGCCACAUAUCUUAAAGAUAAAGAAUCACACUGCUCUGGUGGGGCUCCCCUCCUCACUGUGGUUAAUUAUCAUUUGGAACAUUAGGCUAUAUUGGAAACUGGCAGGACUCCCAGACCCGGAUAAUUGUCUGAGUGGAGGCAGCAGCAUACAAUUUCUCCAUAGUGUUUAGGUUCUGCUUUUCUUUUCUUUUCUUUCUUUCUUUUUUUGGUUUCGGUUCACAGUAAAAGGUUCUGCUUUUCUUUGACUUUCUUAGUAUUUUUUUUUUCCCAUGUCUAUUACCCUCACAGUCUCUGGGGCUGAUAGAGUGCUGUUAUUUGUUACUGAGAAAGGAAACGAAGGGGUAAAUCACAGAAGUGGGGUCGGCUGUCCCUGUUGCCCUGGAAUUGGGUAAUUCAAACAUCAUUUUGAAAAGGUCAUCCUUUGACCAACUGAAACAAAUAACACCCCCUGGUCAUUCUCUACUAGUGGUUCUCCUGCUUGGCCGUAUGUUGUAAUCAUUUAGGGACCUUAAAAAAAAGCUGCUUCUUGGGCCUAUUCCCACAGAUUCUGAUUUGAUUGUUUGAGUGGGGCCCAGUUAUUCAUAUUCUUAAAAAGCUUCCACGAUGAUUAUUAUUGUUCAUGCAGGGCUGAGGACUAUAACUUCUCAAUGUGUUCAAUAUUUAAAAAAUAGCACUUAGUAUGGUGUGACUUACAUAACUGAUUUUAUUACUUCUCCACCUGCCAUGUAACCUCCAUGAAUACAUGGGGCCCUGCUUUGGAAGAAGGGCAAGGGAAGGUCCAGCAAGAAGAAUGAUAUAAAAAUGAAAAAAACAUUUAUGUGUGUUUCAAAUGUGGCAUGAAGAAAAUAAGGACUGCUGGUCAAAAUUGCCUCAGUUCAGAAUUUCAUGCUAGAAGGAAAGGUAGACAUAACUUCUAAUUUCUAGUUCCAGUAAGCGUCUCUUCUUGGAAAAUUUCCAAAAAAGAGUCUCCCUCUGUUACCCAGGCUGGAGUACAUUGGUGUGAUCAUGAUUCACUGUAGCCUCCACCUCCUAGGCUCAAACAAUUCUCCUACCUCAGCCUCCUGAGUAGCUGGGACUAAGGAGUUCUUCGAAGAAAAAUGUGCUGCUUGAAUCAACUGCAGUCUCUCCGCUACGUAAGAGCUCUUAAGGGUACUAGCAGAAUAGAAGCAAAUGAAACUGAAAGCUCAUCUGCCGCUGAGAAAAACAAAGACAUGGAAUUUUAAAGAGUGAAGGUAGCCUGGUGUCGGCCAUGGGUGAUCAAGACACAGCCAGACAAUGUGGACCAAUUUCUUCAAACUACGGCUUUUCUGCUGUCUGCUUGCUGUGUUGAUGGUGGUGGUGCUGGUCAUCAAUGUUACUCAGGUAGAGAGAUGGGGUCUCGCUCUGUGGUCCAGCUUGUCUCAAACUUCUAGACUCAAGCAAUCUUCCUGCCUAAGCCUCCCAAAGUGCUGCAAUUACAGUACUUGGACCAUGAGACUGUUUCAGCCACAUUCAUCGACAGCAGUGGGCAGUUUGUUUCCUCCCAGGUGACAAGAAUUAGCCGGAAUCCCUACUGUGGCUAUGAUCAGCAGAUCCUGUCCAGCCAGGAGCGCAUGGAGGAGGACUCCUUGCUGGCUGCCUUGCACGGGCAGGUUCCAGAUGUGGGCCCAGUCCCCUUUGUGAAGAGCACUGACCCUUCUUCCAGCUAUUUUGUUAUCUUGAACUCUGCUGCCUUCUUUAAGGUGGGAAGCCAGCUGGAGGUACUGGUUCAUGUACAGGAUUUUCAAAGAAAGCCCAAGAAGUAUGGUGGAGACUACCUGCAGGCCAGAAUUCACUCCCCCAAGCUGCAGGCCGGGGCUGUGGGCAGGGUGGUGGACUACCAGAAUGGGUUUUACAAGGUUUUCUUUACUUUGCUAUGGCCGGGCAAAGUUAAAGUGUCUGUAUCUCUGGUCCACCCCAGUGAAGGGAUCAGAGUUCUUCAGCACUUACAGGAAGAUAAACCAGACAGGGUCUAUUUCAAGAGUCUCUUCCGUUCAGGAAGAAUUUCUGAAACUACUGAGUGCAACGUGUGUCUUCCUGGGAAUCUGCCCCUGUGUAACUUUACAGACCUCUACACUGGGGAGCCCUGGUUCUGCUUCAAACCAAAGAAGCUCCCUUGCAGUAGCAGAAUUACCCAUUUCAAAGGUGGAUACCUGAAGGGUCUCCUAACUGCUGCAGAGAGUGCAUUCUUCCAGAGUGGUGUCAAUAUCAAAAUGCCAAUCAACUCCAGUGGACCUGAUUGGGUAACUGUGAUUCCCAGGAGAAUAAAAGAGACGAAUAAUCUAGAACUAUCUCAAAGCUCAGGAACUUUUCCUUCUGGGUAUUACUAUAAAGACCAGUGGAGGCCCAGAAAGUUUAAGAUGCGUCAGUUUAAUGACCCUGACAACAUUACAGAGUGCUUACAAAGAAAAGUGGUGCAUUUAUUUGGUGACUCAACAAUCAGGCAAUGGUUUGAAUACCUUACUACGUUUGUUCCAGAUUUAGUGGAGUUUAACUUGGGUAGUCCUAAGAAUGUGGGCCCCUUCCUGGCAGUGGACCAGAAGCACAACAUCCUGCUCAAAUACCGCUGCCAUGGUCCCCCCAUCCGCUUCACCACCGUCUUCAGCAGUGAGCUCCGUUAUGUGGCGAAUGAGCUGAAUGGCAUUGUGGGAGGGAAGAACACAGUGGUCGCCAUAGCUGUAUGGUCUCACUUCAGCACCUUCCCCUUGGAAGUGUAUAUCCGGCGGCUCAGGAACAUCCGUCGAGCAGUGGUUCGGCUCCUCGAUCGAAGCCCAAAGACCGUGGUGGUCAUCCGGACGGCCAACGCCCAAGAGCUGGGACCUGAGGUGAGCCUUUUCAACAGCGACUGGUACAACUUUCAGCUGGACACCAUUCUUCGGAGGAUGUUCUCAGGGGUUGGAGUAUAUCUUGUGGAUGCCUGGGAGAUGACCCUGGCCCAUUAUCUACCACACAAGCUGCAUCCUGAUGAAGUUAUUGUGAAGAACCAGCUGGACAUGUUCUUGUCCUUUGUGUGCCCCUUGGAGACCUAGUCUAUCCUUGAAGGGACUGGAGGAAUCAUAUUCAACGACCUUCUCAAUUGACCUGAGCUACAGAAAGUGGCCCCAGUGAGAGAUGACUGCCAUUAAUAAGUAUAAAAUUUCAAAAAGAGCUGGACUUUAUAUGAUAGCUUACAAGGAGCUUAGAAAAUGCAGGUUUCAUUUAUAUCUACCUAUAGGAUUUUAUCCAAUCUUGACUUAGCCAUGGUAGAACUCAUUAACAGCAUCUAUACACUAUAUUGCUCUUGUAACCAAAGAUGCUAAUGAGUGUAUUUGAAUUAGCUUCUCCUGGGAGGGGUGAUUACUUUGCUAAAGACUGAAACAGGUUCUGAUGGAAGGGACAAUGGUACUAGAGUGUUUGUAGCUUAUCUGGUAAAGGGAAUUGAGUGCAUCUGCAUGAAUAGCACGAGUAGUCCGUCUUCUGGGGGUCAAUCGCAGAAAGCUUAUAGCCAGAGGCUCUUGUGAAUGCACUGAAGACUGCUGUGUCUCAGGAGUUUCUCUUGAUGAUCUACCUUUUCUGAAUUACUUGAAAAGGCCAGUGUGCUUGGUUCGAAUUUUAUAGUGAGAAUAUUUACAAUUUCCUGCUUUUAUCUAGAAAAGCAGAAGGGAAACAUGAAAGCAGUACAUAUAAAAUCUGUGUUUGGAAUUAAUAUUUGCAUUUGGUGAUUGUUUUUUAUUUGAUCCAGCUAAAUUUUAUGUGUUGAAUACUUACUCUAGAAUAACUACUUUUAGAACUGGAAGGGGAAAUCUGUAAACAGAAAUUUAUUUUUAUGUUCUGAAAUUUGAGGGUUUUAAGAAUUGCCUUUUAUGUAAUGAAUGCUAUUGUAUUAUAAAGCUGUGAAAGUUUUUCCCACCAA
Molecule: messenger RNA, 4575 nt
Organism: Callithrix jacchus (white-tufted-ear marmoset)
Lineage: Eukaryota; Metazoa; Chordata; Mammalia; Primates; Cebidae
Source: RefSeq, a predicted model, not a curated record